UGGCAAGUGAUUGACAAUAGCAACCCCCUUCCUUCAACUGCAACAGAUGAGACAAGAACAAAAAGAAGAAAUAAUAAGGAAGUUGAGAAGGAAGGUUCCAUAGUGAAGAACGUGUACGAGCUCGGAGGAAGAAGAUAACACCGAUGGGAUGAGAGUAAGAACGCCACCAGUAAUACCAAUGAGAGUUCUUUAUCUGUAAUGAGGACCAAGUAGUCGGCCAGUUUGUGCACCACAGAGAGUCAAUCAUUUCAACAAUAGUAACACCUGCUGAUGUUCACUCGAAAUAAGGGUCUAGAAGAUAUAUGUGAGAGGAUUCUCAAGUAAAGUUGAUGUACUCACACCAGAAGAUCAGGAGAAGUGUGUAAAAGAAACAAAAGUAUCACAUCGAGUGAGUCAAGAGAUUGAGGUGGAAUCUCUACAGACAGUGAAAGAACAGAAACAGAAGAACAACCUGUUAGAAAGUCAACAAAAUGGACAGAAGAAAUCGUGAGACUGAAGAAGAUGAAACAGUCGAGGAAGAUGAGAGCGCCAGUCGUGUUAAUCUUUCCUGCCUCACACAGGUGGUGGUGGGGUCUUAGAGAUGCUGGAAACAGUGCUGAAAUAUUCUUCUGACACCACUACCAGAACCUUAUUAACAGAGGCCCUGUAUAUGGACCAGGCAAUAGUGAUGGCAAAUCAUCCACAGCCUGUCAUAAUGACUGCUGUUAUCAAGCUGUUCACAACAAUGCUGGAUAGAUGUUCACCUGAGGACAGUCUUCUGCAUCUCCGCCAGAACAUUCCCCUAAUAAUGGCUCAGCAGCUCCAUAAACAUGCAACAAUUUCCACCCAUUUAGUGUUGGCAGCAUUUUCCCUCGCCCUGGGACGUUCAUUCACAUUUGAAGAUUAUGCCGUUGACUGUGAUCCCAGCCUUGCUCUCCCACAACAGGUUGUGUUGUUCAUCCCAUUGAUGGCAUUGCUUCCCCAUUCAGCACAAGACAUUGCACUCUGCCACAAUUCUUUGAUGGUGAUGCUCGACUUAUUGCACAAGGUGGUUACCAAACCU
Molecule: messenger RNA, 1042 nt
Organism: Homarus americanus (American lobster)
Lineage: Eukaryota; Metazoa; Arthropoda; Malacostraca; Decapoda; Nephropidae
Exons: 3
Source: RefSeq, a predicted model, not a curated record